Messenger RNA from Suillus subaureus, 264 nucleotides. RefSeq lists its product as uncharacterized. The record is from RefSeq and is a predicted model, not a curated record. The transcript has a single exon. NCBI's taxonomy places the organism in Eukaryota, Fungi, Basidiomycota, Agaricomycetes, Boletales, Suillaceae. The annotation marks the transcript as partial.
UAUAGAUGUCAUGGCUGCAUGGGCGAGCCCCUGUUCUGCACUCAUUGCUGUAGGACUGCUCACAGCUGCAUGCCUCUCCAUAGGAUCAGUCAAUGGACUGGGGAAUUCUUCAAGGACACUUCCUUGACCAAGAUUGGUCUGGAAAUACACCUUGGUCAUGCAGGAGAGCCUUGCCCUGGACUUACUGAUGAGUGGUACAACACAGAUGAUGAAGACAACCAUUUGACCGAAGGCCCUUGGGUGCCCCUGGUCAAUGAUCCUUAG